GGAAGGAGAGGCAGAGAGCUGUCUUCUCUACUUGGUAAAAGGGCGUGACGGAUGGUGUGCAUUUCUACGCAUUCUGCGUGUACGUAAAAACGGUUUUUAAUUAGCUCUAUAUCACUUGGCGUGUGAGCCCAAAAGCCAUCAAAGCCUAAGGAGAAACCACUUAAAACGGAAGUUAGCCCGCAAACAAGAAGAGGAAAACGCAAGAUACUAACAAGAAUGGAGAUGGAGAACACUCAGAACAGGAAGAGAACAAGGGAUCAAGGAGAUGAGAACAGAGACUCCCACAAAGGGAAGAAACCAGAAAGCAUCAGUUCCAUGGCUGAAUAUUCCUCGUGCAAUGAUGAAAAGGGCUAUGAAUUCCGUGAUGGCGUUGGAGUUUUCGAUUUUCCAUGGCUCAAAGAGGGCGUGAUAUUCAAAGCAGACGAGUACUUGGAUCCCGACGAGAAGUUUGCACCGUCGUCGUAUCUGGAUGAUCAAGUUCCGGGGACAUUUUCUGCAAAUCUUGAUCAAUGCUGUGUGCAAAAUUCACUUGUUUCUCCAGACAUGGGUUGUAGUAAUUUACAUGAGAAAGAAUUAGAUGAUGACAGGUUCUUGCGAGUCGAUGAUCUGGAAACGGUCGACUACUGCAUUUGGAGCUGUGUCAUCGAUCAGCCUCUUGAUGUUGGUUUGAUCAGCAAGGGUUAGGACUUAGGCGUACAGCCGAAAUUACGGUGAAGACCGUGAAAAAAGUAGUUAAUUUUUUUGCGGAGAAACUAAGGAACCGCGUUUCUUGUGGCUUUGUGUCCCAGAAGAGAUGAAGUCCGGAGUUGCCUUGGCCAUGUACCUACACAUCAGAUGAAACCAGGCAAGGCACAUGUCUGAAGAAGUUAAAUUGGUGGUUCCGAAAUAAGAGCGGCAUCAUCAUAUGCAUAUGCAUAUGGAUACAAGGAUGUUGGUGUUGGUGUUGAUUGGGAUGAUGAUGUCCCGAUCAUUAUGAUGUUACUGUUAGCCCCAUGAUUGUAGCUUGUAGGGCACUAUAUAUAUAUAUAUAGUGGUGUAAUAAUACCAUUUUUGUACCAUGAUAGAUUAUACUAUUUUAAUA
Sesamum indicum (sesame) is the source of this 1081-nucleotide messenger RNA. NCBI's taxonomy places the organism in Eukaryota, Viridiplantae, Streptophyta, Magnoliopsida, Lamiales, Pedaliaceae. The record is from RefSeq and is a predicted model, not a curated record.